CAAACGCAGCAAGCCUAAUUAGCCAAAACUAUAUAAACCCUAAUAGGUUAAAAACCUAAAACCCUUCUCUCUUACAGUUCAGUACUUACUCUCUCUCCUACAGUCCAGCACUUUCGCUCACCACACACCCUCUCUCUCUGCCAAGAGAGAGGAGGUGAGAUGGCCUUGGACAAAAAUAAGCUUGAAGAGGAAGCCUCUAUUCUUCGUUUCUACAAAAUAGUUCUGACUUGGGACUAUCUACGCCUCCUCAAAGAAGCCAACAACAAAAAAAGCAAAGACAUUGGGGACAAAAAUGAUUUGGGUCUGAAGCAAGUGAAGGGCACUUACAAAGAUGUUGAUGAAUAUCUUGCAACAUUUGAGCCACUGCUAUUUGAAGAAGUGAAAUCUCAGAUCAUUCAAGGAAGAGACGAGGAAGAUGUAACAGAUUGUAAGACUUGGAUGAUGGUAGAAUGCAACGAAUCCAAUGGAUUUCACUUACCAAGGAUGUUUCGUGAUGGCAGUCACGGGGAUUCAGUAUCACAAAAUGAUCUAUUACUGCUUUCAAAGGAGAAGUUUGGAGAAGGUAAAGAACUCCCAAGUACAUAUGCUUUUGCAUUGGUAGAGCAUCGUCAGUCAGACUGUUUUACGCUUAGAAUGCAUUUAAGUGGAGAAGUUGAGCGAGCAGAUAAAGCUGAAGUGAAAUAUUGUGAGAGGCUGUCAAAGAUGCGUGCUCAGAUUAUAGAAAAUAAGAAGCAGUGGUUCACUAUGAAGAUUUGCAGUCUAUCAACUAUUGUUCGUGAAUAUGUUGCACUACGGUCAGUUAGCUCCCUCCCGUUCAAGGAUUUAAUAUUAAUGGCUGCUGAAACCAAUCAAAAUUCUGAAGAUCGGGCAUGGACAAUUUCUAGACCGCUGGUGGAGUUCAUUGAAAGUAAUCACAAUAAAUCUCAACAGGAGGCAAUACAUGCUGGUCUUUCACGUAAAUCAUUUGUCCUCAUACAGGGGCCCCCAGGAACAGGAAAAACACAAACUAUCCUUGGGCUCCUUAGCGCCAUUUUGCAUGCAACUCCAGCACGAAUACAUUCCAAGGGCAAAUCAUGUGGUGUAAAACGUGGGCCUGAAUUACCCAUUCAGGACAAAUUCAGUCACUGGGAAAAAGCAUCUCCAUGGCUAACUGCUAUAAAUCCCAGAGAUGCAAAAAUGCCUGAAAAUGGGGAUGAUGGCUUUUUCCCAACCACUGGCAAUGAGUUGAAACCAGAAGUGGUUAAUUCCAGUCGCAAAUAUCGUGUCCGGGUUCUGGUAUGCGCUCCAUCAAACUCUGCACUUGAUGAGAUUGUGUUGCGUGUUCUAAACACUGGUAUUCGUGAUGAAAAUAAUCGUGCAUACAAUCCUAAAAUUGUGCGGAUUGGUCUUAAGCCGCAUCAUUCCGUACAGGGGGUCUCCAUGGAUUACCUUGCAGAACAAAAACUUGCAGGCAUGGACUUUCAGACUGCUGAUAAAGAGAAGCAUGGCGGUGCAGGAAGGAAUAGAGACAUUAUCCGUGCUUCAAUUUUGGAUGAGGCAGUGAUUGUGUUCUCGACCCUUAGUUUCAGUGGUUCAACUCUCUUCAAUAAAGUAAAACGUGGUUUUGAUGUUGUUAUAAUAGACGAAGCUGCUCAAGCUGUGGAGCCGGCAACACUCGUCCCAUUGGCCAGUGGAUGCAAGCAAGUGUUUCUGGUUGGUGAUCCAGUUCAAUUGCCAGCCACUGUAAUUUCUCCAGUAGCUGAGAAGUUCGGAUAUGGCAUGAGCUUGUUCAAGAGAUUCCAGAUGGCUGGCUACCCAGUAAUGAUGCUGAAGACCCAAUAUCGCAUGCAUCCAGAGAUAAGAAGCUUUCCUUCAAGGGAAUUCUAUGCGGAGGCGCUGGAGGAUGGGCCUGAUGUUGAAGUCCAGACAAAGCGUGCUUGGCAUAGAUACCGCUGCUUUGGACCUUUUUGUUUCUUUGACAUACAUGAAGGGAAGGAGUCCCAGCCCUCGGGAAGUGGCUCUUGGGUAAAUGAGGAUGAGGUUGAUUUUGUUCUACUCAUGUAUCAUAAAUUGGUGACUAUGCAUCCAGAGCUCAAGUCAAGUUCUCGACUUGCAAUUAUAUCUCCAUAUAGACAUCAAGUCAAGCUCUUCCGUGAGCGCUUUCUAAAUACUUUCAAGGUGGAGUCGGAAAAAAUAGUGGAUAUUAACACUGUUGAUGGGUUCCAGGGAAGAGAAAAAGAUGUUGCAAUCUUUUCAUGUGUUAGGGCGAGCAAAGAUAGAGGCAUUGGGUUUGUGGCUGACUUUCGGCGAAUGAAUGUUGGGAUAACCAGAGCAAGGUCUUCUGUACUGGUGGUGGGUUCGGCAUCGGCUCUGAAGAAAGAUAAGCAUUGGCAAAACCUAGUGGAGAGCGCAGAGCAUAGAAAUUGUCUUUUCAAGGUUUCCAAGCCAUACGCGGAAUUUUUCAGCGAGAAGAACAUUAAAUCCAUGGAGGUGAAGCAACGGGGGGGCAUGACAGAGGGCACCGAAGCUCCUCCUGAUAGAAUGGAAAUGGAUGCGCCUGUGUUUGGUAAUGCCGGUGAUGCGGAACAAGGGCCAGCAGAGGAUGACUUUGGAGAUGGCGAUGGAGAAGGGCUUGAUGGGGGCUUUGACGAGGACUAAAGUCCGACUAUGUGAAUACUAUCCUAUCCGGUGCCAUCAGUUUAUAGUCCAUUACAGCAUUAGAGCUUGAUUUAAUUAUCACCCUAUUGGCCUCUGCUUCAUAACGUUUAUUAUUGAGUUAAAUUAUUUUUUGUCACAUGUAAAUUAUUAUUUUUACCUAACAAAAAAUAAUUUACUUUUUGGUGAUGGCAGCUACAUUUGAGAUCACUUAGCUAUUUGAUAAGUGGAAAUAAGAUUAUAAGGCUUAGCAAA
Messenger RNA from Cornus florida, 2889 nucleotides. Its product is annotated as probable helicase MAGATAMA 3. The record is from RefSeq and is a predicted model, not a curated record. Bases 160 to 2637 code for a protein of 825 amino acids. Gene Ontology annotation, molecular function: helicase activity. The transcript has 20 exons. NCBI's taxonomy places the organism in Eukaryota, Viridiplantae, Streptophyta, Magnoliopsida, Cornales, Cornaceae.